AGAUGCGCUCCUUCGUCACUCUCGCCGUUCUAGCUCUCGUUGCUGUGGCUGCAGUCCACGCCCAGAUUGGUUUUAUUUCUGAUGAUUUCGAUGACAGAUUUGACGAUGAUCUAUUCGAUGACGAUCGUUUGAUCUACAUUGGAGGAGGAUUUUCUCCCAGCUACGGACCACUGUCCACUGGUUACGCCAUGGGAGUAGGAUCAGGACUAGGCUACACAAUGGGAUCCGGAAUGGGAUAUGCUCGUAUGGGAAAAUCCGGCAAGACUAUGUACAUCCCAUACGCCGUCCCCACCCCAGUCACUCCUCCUGUGGCUGCUCCUUCUAUCCCUCUGGAGCUGGCUCUUGGCAACACACAGAACCAGAAUAACGGUAUCUUUGGCGGAAACGGCGCUGGACUUUUAUUCCUCUUGGUUUUGUUGCCCCUCCUUCUCCAGAACACCGCUACUACUACCGGUUAAAGUUAACGUGAUCAUCAGCUUACCAAAUAUGUCCUCAAUGAAGGCGAAGCAAGCCAUCCAAUGUGCAUCUUGUUCUAUUUUUAUUGUAUACAAAUUGAGAAAUCUGUAAUAAAAAUAGAAAU
Saccostrea cuccullata (small rock oyster) is the source of this 580-nucleotide messenger RNA. RefSeq lists its product as uncharacterized. Lineage: Eukaryota; Metazoa; Mollusca; Bivalvia; Ostreida; Ostreidae. The record is from RefSeq and is a predicted model, not a curated record. The transcript has 3 exons. The coding region runs from base 3 to 458 and encodes 151 amino acids.